ACACAGGCCUUCUCCAGUUCUCUUUCUGGUACUCUUGCCACCCAGGCCUCUUUAAGAGGUGUUGGUGUUGGAAACCAAGAGGCAACAGUUGCUGCUGCAACAAUUACCUGGUUAUUACGAGAUGGCACAGGCAUGCUGGGAAGAAUCCUAUUUGCCUGGCUUAAAGGGAAUAAACUGGACUCUGAGGCCAAAAAAUGGAGGCUUGUUGCUGAUGUUCUCAAUGAUAUCGCCAUGUUCAUGGAAAUACUGGCUCCUAACUUCCCAACAUGCUUCACUCUACUGUGCUCUGCUGGAAUAUUCAAGUCCAUUGUCGGGGUUGCAUUUGGGGCCACCAGAGCUGCUUUGACUCUUCACCAUGCCCGCAGAGACAACAUGGCGGACAUCUCUGCCAAAGAUGGCAGCCAGGAGACUUUAGUGAAUCUGGCUGGACUGCUGGUCAGUCUGAUCCUUAUUCCUCUUGUCACUGACAAUCCACUGCUGACGUUCGUCCUCUUCUUCCUUUUCACCAUCCUCCACCUUUUUUCAAAUUACAAAGCAGUGCGUUCGGUUGUCAUGGAGACACUCAACGAAGCUCGGCUUGCUAUUGUGCUCCACCAAUACCUGAGAGAUGGACGGGUCCUCGGUCCAGUAGAGGCCAAUCAUAAAGAGCCUGUUUUUUUUGAGUUCAGGAGGACAGUGCCAAUCAAACUGGGAGUGAGGCUAGGGGAACUUGUUAAUACGUCAUAAGACCUUAAUUUGGCCAUGAAAAACAACCACAAGCCCUUCCUUAUCGGAGUCAAACGUGGCUCUGUGUGUGUUUGUUUGGGACCAGAUGCAUCUGUAUGUGAUGAGAUCAGGGCUGUGUGCCGAGCAGUGUGCCUCUGCACUGUGUUACACCCCGUCUCGCCACUAGAGGGGGCUCUCAAACAACUCUCAAUGUCACACAGCAACAAUCAUUGGGAGCUGGUGCAUGAGAGUCAUAAACUUAUGGACCAAAUUUUUCAGCCAUUCCUCAAAGCUCUGGAGGUAGCUGGAUGGCAGACCAGUCGAACCCUACUGGACUGGAAUGAAUGGAGGGUGGAGUGGAAGAAGAAGGGCAGUUAAAGGAGUGGCAGGGUCUCUGGAGAGCAACAACUGCAAGGCAAUAGGCUGAGCUCUCUGUCAAACAUUCAUUGUGAGAUGCUCAAAGAUUAAUAUGCUCAGAUUCAUUUAAAGGUUUUUGUCCUUUUUUGGUACAUUUUAUACAACUUCAGAAUAAACUUGACUUUAACUUUAA
Molecule: messenger RNA, 1255 nt
Organism: Oncorhynchus nerka (sockeye salmon)
Lineage: Eukaryota; Metazoa; Chordata; Actinopteri; Salmoniformes; Salmonidae
Gene: rusf1
Product: RUS family member 1
Source: RefSeq, a predicted model, not a curated record